AUGCCCAAGAAGGUUAGGGAGUCGGACUCAAAAGUGGAGUAUCUAAGGCGGAUUUACACAGAUCCGUCUCAUCCGGCAAGCUUCAGCGGACCCGGAAGACUAAAGAGGGAGGUAGAGCGUGAGGGGAAGUACGAUUUAAGCAAGUCCGAGAUUCGAUCCUUUCUAGAAUCACAAGACACUUACAGUUUAAACAGGCUUGUUCAAAGGCGUCACAAGAGAAACAGAAUAGUAGUCAGUGGGGUGAAACAACAAUACGACAUGGACCUCUGCGACAUGUCAAAGCUUAGUCGUUACCGUGGCAACAAGGGGACAAAAUUCCUGCUCACUGUGAUAGAUGUGUUCAGCAGACGGGCGUUUGUGAAACCUCUGGGUAACAAAGGAGCCACAACUGUAGCCAAAGCGUUAGGCGAAAUUCUAACAGACGACAAUUUGCCGGUGCGGGUAAGGUCUGACAGGGGGACGGAGUUCACAUCAAGCAAAGUGAAUGAUCUUCUGCGCGAACGGGGCGUGAAGCAUUUCUACUCCAUGAGCGAUCUCAAGUGUCAGCCAGUUGAAAGACUGAACCAAACACUGAAAAAUGCCAUAUACAGGUGGUGCUACGAGCACAGGUCAUAUUCUUAUGUGCCAGUGCUGGACGAACUGGUCUACGGCUACAACCAUCGCGUCCACUCGGCCUUGUUUGGUCUAAGUCCAAGCCAGGUGGACGAAUCCAACCAGGUGAAACUUUGGAACUUGAUGUACACUAAAAAAGAGGGCAAAAACCGGACUUCCGGUGUUCCCAGAUCAUUUAAGUACAACAUUGGCGACUCGGUUAGGAUAAGUCUUGCAAAGAGGACUUUUGAGCGCUCAUACAGUCAAAAGUUUACAGAUGAAGUGUUUCUUAUCAGGGGCCGGGUUUUAAGGGACAACAUACCGAUUUACUUUUUGAUGGACAUAGAGCAGGAGCCAAUCAGAGGCACGUUUUACGAAACAGACAUUCAACGUGUUCAAAAAAAUUUGCAAGACCCCAGAGACUGGGAGAUCGAUAAAAUUCUCAGGAGGAGAAAAGUAGGAAAAAGACAGGAAGUGCUUGUUCGCUUUCGUGGACUGGGACCUAAGUUCGACCGCUGGAUUCCUAGGUCAGCUACUGGAGCGAAAGGGGUGCAUUAG
Messenger RNA from Mercenaria mercenaria, 1149 nucleotides. RefSeq lists its product as uncharacterized. Bases 1 to 1149 code for a protein of 382 amino acids. Gene Ontology annotation, molecular function: nucleic acid binding. The record is from RefSeq and is a predicted model, not a curated record. Gene Ontology annotation, biological process: DNA integration. The transcript has a single exon. Lineage: Eukaryota; Metazoa; Mollusca; Bivalvia; Venerida; Veneridae.